Messenger RNA from Aspergillus oryzae RIB40, 855 nucleotides. RefSeq lists its product as uncharacterized. The record is from RefSeq and is a predicted model, not a curated record. The transcript has 2 exons. The coding region runs from base 1 to 855 and encodes 284 amino acids. Lineage: Eukaryota; Fungi; Ascomycota; Eurotiomycetes; Eurotiales; Aspergillaceae.
AUGGAAGCACCUAGGAAUCGAAAGCAACGGCGAGCAGCUGCCGCCGCCUCCAAGAGCGACACCGACUCAACCUUCGAUCCGUCCUCCAUCCCGAUGGCCCAUCCACCCCGAAACACGACGAAGAACCCGAAAGAAAAGACCCUAGUCGAAUUGAUAGCUGAGCGGGAGAAGGAACUUCUAGGUCUGGGUCAGGACAGGAGUUCGACCGGAACGGGCGGUUCGACCCCUGGGAUGGAGACCCGAUUCGUGAGCAUCGACCCGACGUCCGGCGAGAUUUCCAACUUGGACGCAUCCAAACUCCCAAACGAACAACAAGGGACGAAAGGAUCCAUCAUGAGGUCAGCGUCGGACGAGAAUUCAGGAUCGGAGGAAGACGAGGGCGCGCCAAUCCCACCGUUCAUCGACACGGUGCUGCUUUCCGUGCCCCUGACGACGUUACACAUGACGUUGGCCUAUCUCGCGGCUCAUCAGUACGCAGAAUACAUCGUGUUGGACAAACUUAUCCGCGAAUCUGUAUUCGUUGCCUUUCCGAUCCUGACAUUUGCUAUUCACCUGGCACAUGGGCAUAUUGUGUCCCUAGGGAAUGCUCAGAGUUCAGAACACGUCUCGCUCAUCCCGUUCAGCCGGGAUAAACUAUCGAUCGCGUUUCUUCGAAAGCUGCUUUUCCCGCCGUCAUUGCGGACUAUGGUCUUCCUUCCGCUUGCUAUCUACCUUGGGGCCAAGCUGAUGGCUAUGACCAACGAAGAGCCAUACUACGCUGUUAUGAAGCGAGCGCCUUCUAUUGGAACACUGUGGGUGUGGAGCAUUCUGGAGAUCCCAGAAUUUUUCUUGCGAAAAUCCCAGCACAGCAUGUGA